This is a messenger RNA of Nicotiana attenuata, 1653 nucleotides long. RefSeq lists its product as uncharacterized. Lineage: Eukaryota; Viridiplantae; Streptophyta; Magnoliopsida; Solanales; Solanaceae. Bases 105 to 1106 code for a protein of 333 amino acids. The record is from RefSeq and is a predicted model, not a curated record. The transcript is spliced from 9 exons.
GGAGAACGUGCGUGCUGCGUGCGUAUAAAUAGAAAGGGCAAUGGCCUGGAGUUGAGAAUGAAAAUAAGCAGAAGGUGGGUGUUUGGAUUGGAAGUAGGGGAAUUAUGGAAAAUUUACAUGAUUCCAGCAAAAUAGACGAAGAGUACCGGACGCUUCCUCCUCUUUAUUUCAUUUUGACGUUAAUUUGGUUCGUCUCUGUCUGUUCCUGGACUUUCAAUACUUGCAAAAACCGCCAUUUUCAGACGAACAGAUUGCAAUGGACGCUGGCUUCUGUUCCACUUAUCAAAACUCUGCAACUUACCCUAUCUUUCCUCUUCUGGUAUUCAUGCUUUUAUCAUCACGUGUGCUCUCUGUGGAUAUCAUUUGGUGUCUAUGUUACAGGAGUUCUCUUCCAAACAGUAACUUUUGUUUCAUUCCUGCUCAUUUCUUAUGGAUACUGCAUCACGUGCGAGCGUCUUUCAAUACAAGAGCGCCGCAUGACAGCUGCUCUCGGAUCUAUUUUCUACUUGACUCUUGUCGGCUACAGAGCUUCUGUACCCUAUUUCUCUGUACUUCUCACACUUAGCUAUUUCGUUUCAUUUUAUGUAAUAUUCAACCACAUAUCACAGAACUUAGUAGUUCUGCAAGAACAGUUGACCUUUAUAGAAGAUGAGGAAAUCCCUGCAAUGCAUGAAGCAAUCUACACAAAGUACAUAAUGCUCAAAAAAUUUCAAAAUGCAAUGCUUAUGUUGGCAGUGGCAGAACUGGCGAUUCUGAUAAAUGUGGAUAAUUCAAUACAUAACUAUUGGCUCCGAUUGUUGGUACGAGAAUGGGCACAGUUCUCUAUACUCUCUUACAUUGGGUGGACCUUUAGGUCAAAGGACUUGGCACCACGCUUUUCUGUUAUGCCUGUAAUAAAGUCUAUUGGAGAGAGAAUGGUGCCUCCCAUCUAUAGCAUUGAGAUGGAUGCAACUACUUUUAAAGACUUCAGUAGUCAUGGAUGGCACAUAGGGGUGCCAACUUCGUCCAAAAAAGGAAGCUUAAAGAGUUCGGUUUUAGUGGUAGUUCAGCACCCCCAUAUGUGUAGGUUGACACCACUUGACACUCAUUCUCAUAGAGUAGCUUAGCUACUUAUGCUGCAGAUGUAUAUUAUUCAAUUGUUGCCAAUCGGAACAGAAGCACGUUUCCGGAUAUGUGGCACAUCAAUAUCCAUCUACUAUAGGAGCAGUAUUACGACCAGUAUUUUCUGUAAAUCCUUGUACACAUUUCUUCUGAGGAAACCUAAGAAGUUUUCGGCUGUAAACUGUACAUUGUUCCCUGGAUAUUGCCUGCUUCAGGAAUCCAUUUUUGGGGGUAGAAAGCUUUUGCUUUGCUGCAAACACACUGUCCCUCUAGUUUGCAGCUUUGUAGUUCCUUAUUUUCGUUACUGCUAUUAUAGUUCCUAUGAAAAGAAAGGAACAUUGACUGAUUCAAGUGAUGAAUAUUCCUCAAGUGUCUGGACCGUGAAGUGCAGGGCUGUAUUUCCAAUAAUUAGAACAUCAAGCAAGAGUUUGCAAUCCGACCUUGCAAACCUCUAUAUGCAAGACAGCAAGAGCAUUUCUUGUUUUCAUGAUGUGAUUGCAAUGCUAAGGACUACAAUGGAGAAUGAUGUGAUUGCAAUUUCUCUAUUAGACA